UAUGAGAGAGGUGAGGGGUACGGGAGAAUUCAGAGAGAGAGAGAGAGAGAGAGAGAGAGAGAGAGAGCGGUCGAGUCGCGGCGGGGGAGAAUGUUUGGCUGGUCCGGUCGCUGUGCCUGUGCAUGGUGGAUGCGAAGCCAAGCCGCCUGAGGCUGAAGAAGAGGGAGGGGUGCGCCGAGAAAAGUCUUGGCUUUUAGCUUUAGGCGCCCACACCAAUGCCACACUGCUCUGCUCUCCGAGUAACUUAUUGCAAGCAGUCACCCAGGUGAGCGAGCCGGCGAGGGGCUCAGCUUUGGAUAAUUCUUGCUCCCUGUCGUUUCGGUUUGAAGCUUUCUGGAGGGAGCACACGGCUCGGUAUCAGUGAGAGCCUGAGAGUUGAUAGUGAGCGAGAGCAAAGGGGGGAGUUGGGAUUUCUCUCGCGGAGAUCACGCUUGCGGAGUGUGCUCUCCGUGCUGCGGCGAGUCCCGCUAAUCUCGCUUGAUUUCUUGGUGGUGGGAGGCGACAGGUGCGUGAGCCGCCUGCUUGGGUGCUUGUGGGAGGUGAAAGGAGGAGGGGGUUUCUUCGCUGUUGUCUCUGUCCUGGUUCUUUUCGUCAGGUACUUUUCAUUCCAUGUUCCACGCCGCUCUCGCCUUGGGCAGCUGCCUUUCCGUCUUGUUUCUUGCCAAAUUUCUGUUCUUAAGAUCACGAGGACCAUGCACAAGUUGAAGGUAUGCCAGUUCCUCGCUUGUGUUAUCCUUUGCAACUCCAGUUCUCCUUUGAUUUCCAUGGAGGAAAACUGUAGGGGGGUAUGAGUGACGGUGGGCGAGAAGUAAGCGAAAACUAGCAUCUUGAACCUCCUUUGAUCCUGCGCAUUGAUCGUUUUCCCCCCUAUCUAUCCCAAGUAAUUUUGUUUGUUUUUCCUAGCAAGUUUUGUUCUUGUUUCAUGGAGCAACAAUUUAAGAUGACGAGCAAGAACCCUACCAAAACCCCGCCGCUCCUGGCCACCCUUCUCCUCCUGCUCGCCUUCCUCGCCCUGUGCGCGCCCGCCGCCUCCCAGCCGCUCCACUCGGAGCCCAUGGCCACCCAGUCCCCUCCGCCCUCACCCGCGCCGCCGCAAUCCAGGAUUCCCCGCGCGCAGGUCGGCGGCGCCGCGCGCCUCCGCCGCAUCGCGCUCGGCGUCCUCUUCGGUUCCCUCUCCGGCUUCCUCCUUGCGCUCGCCUUCCUCUAUGCCAUCCGCGUCGCCAUCCUCCACGCCAAGAGUGCGCCCGCGAUCGUCAAGGGCCCUGUCUCCUUCACCCCUCAAAUCUCCCCCAAGAACCUCCUGGCCGCGCUCCCCUCCGCGCAGCCGCUCGCCCAUGGUCCCCAUGGCAAGUAUUACAAGCUGACCCUUGACAAUGACCUCACCGUUGCCGUCAAGCGGCUUGAGGCGGCCAGCCGCCCCGAGGCCUCGCCGUCAAUGUCCCCGAGCACAUCGAAAUCUGACAUGAGAAGGGUGCAGAGGCAGCUUGAGGCCCUUGCCCGGGUGAGGCACCAGAAUGUAAUGACCUUGAAGGCGUAUGUUCGUGAGGCUGACCGCCUUUCGCUCGUGUAUGACUUCAUUCCUGGGGGCAGCCUCGAGGAUGUGAUGAAGAGGGUGAGAUCGCAGCAGGUCAGCCUUAAUUGGGAUGCCAGGAGCAGGAUUGCUGUUGGGAUCGCCAAGGGGUUGAGGCACUUGCAUUUUGAUUGCAGUCCAAGGAUACUCCAUUGCAACCUCAAACCUUCAAACGUUAUGCUGGAUGAAGGCUUUGAACCAAUAUUGGCAGAUUGUGGUGUUGCAAGGCUGAUUGCAGCAGGUUCAGGUGAUCCAGAAUUAUGCAGUGGCCUCUAUGCAGCUCCAGAGUGCUACCAGAGCAGCAGGUACACAGAUAAGAGUGAUGUCUACGCCCUUGGCAUGAUCCUGGGUGUGCUGCUCACCGGGAGAGACCCAACAGAUCCUUUCUUCUCCGGCGAAACUGGGCAGGGUGGCCUCGCCAGAUGGCUCCGGCAUAUUCAGCAAUCUUCGGAUCCAAAAGAAGCACUGGAUAGUAGCGUCGUAGGAGAUGAAGGGGAAGAAGAGGAGAUGCUUAUGGCUAUUAGGGUUGCCAUUGUCUGCCUGUCGGAUUCGCCAGUGGAUCGGCCAUCCAGCGAUGAGCUCGUCGCGAUGCUAACGCAGCUCCACAGCUUAUAAUCAUCAUCAAUCAUUUCUUGAGAGCUGCAUAUGUUCUUCCAUCAUGGCACUGGCACAGCGCUAAAUCAUGUUGGAUCAAUGCUUAUUGCUUACUGCUGCACAAGUGAGUGUGUGGUAGUAGCUUUCAGUGUCUUGGGCUGGAGUGUCCAAGCCAAAUGGUCCACAAGGGAAGCAACAGUUUCAGAAUUACAAACAUGCAGCAGCUGCUCCCUGUGAUUUGAUUCAAAAUGUAGCCACAUGCUGGUGGCUGAGCUUCCUGGGUUGUUCUGCCCAUGGAGUUGUGAAUAUGUCUUUGUAGAAAGCUCUGUGGCAUGGAUCUGUUGCUGUAAGCUGUAGAAGGAUGAUGUGCUUGUGAAUUGAGAUCCAUUCAUGUACACCGGCUCCUCCACUCUGCCUGUGACUAUGAUGCCUAGUAUUUAACAGGCUGUUGGGCCCAAGUGCUCAACUGUUUCCA
This is a messenger RNA of Setaria italica (foxtail millet), 2639 nucleotides long. RefSeq names its product inactive leucine-rich repeat receptor-like protein kinase CORYNE. The transcript is spliced from 2 exons. Gene Ontology annotation, biological process: protein phosphorylation. Gene Ontology annotation, molecular function: ATP binding; protein kinase activity. Bases 923 to 2185 code for a protein of 420 amino acids. The record is from RefSeq and is a predicted model, not a curated record. Lineage: Eukaryota; Viridiplantae; Streptophyta; Magnoliopsida; Poales; Poaceae.